Symbiodinium sp. CCMP2456 is the source of this 2208-nucleotide messenger RNA. NCBI's taxonomy places the organism in Eukaryota, Dinophyceae, Suessiales, Symbiodiniaceae. The record is from the annotation of a GenBank genome assembly.
AUGCCCCUCCGAACUCAGGCAGUGCAUCCUGAGAUCUUUCGCAGUUGGGCUCCCGUUGCAGAGAGCAGGCCGGUUGGUGCCACCUUGAUGGGAAGAGUGGCCUUACUGGUAGGCAUCAAUGAAUACUCCGACGAAGUCGGGACACUGCAAUAUGCAGUGUCAGACAUGAAAGCAUGUCAGAAGGCGCUGACCAACAUUGGGUUUUGGUGUAUGACAUGCGAGAAUCAACCUCGCAGCAAAUUCCUUGAAACGUUGCAAAACUUCCUUCAACUUGUCUGCGACGAUGAUGACAUCGUCCUUUUCAACUUCAACGGGCAUUGCGAGCUUGUGAACGAGGACGGCAAAGACAAACCAGCAUUAAUUUUCGAUGGUCGAGGACUUGAUGAUUCAGGACAGCAAACAGGCGGGCAUGUGAUGCUUGAAGAGGUAAGUAUGCAACUGAUGAAGGCCAAGUGCAGCUACGAUGCCGAAAUCCUACUCCUGAUGAACUGCUGCCGCAACUACAGGAAGCCAGAGACAUCUCUGAAAACGCUGAGUGAACGGAGUCAGGUACACGCCAUGGGCAAGAACACCCAUGGUCGGGGUUUGACAAGUAUUUGGGCAUGUUCUGUCGGUCACUGGGCUGCGGAUACCAGCAGCUUCAGACAAGGAUUGUUGAGCUGCAUAGGGCAAGAGUGUGACUUGUGGCAGCUGCACAAAAGUAUUUCUAUCCAUGUGCGAUCCCACAACAUGAACACAGAGGGCACCCGUUUCCCAUUGUGGCAGAGGCCGUGCAUCAGCGCAAACACCGAUUCCGAUCGAAACGACUUCUUCCUGCCAGAUUGGUCAAGGGCAAGCUUUGGUCAGAAAACGUAUCCGGGAGCUCGUCUUAAGCAUUAUGCAGCCCAAAGCCAUCGAGAAACCCAAACAAGCCCACGGAUGAUUACCCUAGCCACCCCAGCGUCGUCCCCCCCUGCCAUCUCGGGUCCUGCCUCUUCCCCCCAGCAAAAUCCGGCCCAGAGCCGGGAAACGCAAACGAGCCCGCGCAGGCCAAUCCAGCAAGCAACCCAGACAUCACCUCAGCACUCGGGCCCCACUCCUCCCACCCCAGUCGGUCGUGGUGAUGCAGUCCGGCAGCCAGCCCCAGAGCUUCAAGAGCCAGAAACCGAGCUUGUCCGACACCAGGAGGUUGUCCCAGAGGUGGUGCGACCCGUCGGACCACCAUCUCAAACCACCCGGGACCAUGUUCAAGCCCCUCUUAUGUUCAUCUUCUGUGCGAGCUUGCACCUCACCGUUUGGCUUCUCUUUUGGUUCACGCGGUGCAUACAGCUGCGAUGCACCGGGUGGUCGAUUGAGGAUCUGGCAAGAACCGGGUGGUCGAUGCAGGAUCUGGCAAGAUGUUGGCUGCGAUGCACCGGGUGGUCGUUUAAUUUGAUGACGAUCUCCAUGUUCUGGGCCUCCCUGAGCUACAGCCAACGAGGACAGCAUGCAGACACUCGGAUUGGCGCAGUCUUGUCUCGCCAUUGGCCAGUCGUCGAGGACUGCGCGGUUGGAGUAUGGUUUCCGUGUUUCGUAUCACUGGCACAAGGCUAUGCAGAUCGUGUGGAGCGAGAUGGACAACAAAAGGCGGUCUGCUAUUCUUUGACGACAUUCCUGAUGACCUUCAUGGCAAAAGAUAUCGCAAAGGAAAUGUUUCGUGAAUGGCGUGCUGUAGCCACUCCCGCUGUGCUGGCGCGUGCUUUCAUCAUGUGGAGGCAAGUCUUUUUGGCAGCAUGUCUGCAGGUUUGUUUAGACAUUUAUGGGUGGUUUGCGGUAAGGUCAAGUGGGGCAGCGACAACUUCCAGCAAGGCACCACGGUUGUGGUUGAGGACACCUGCAGCUGUUGCGGGUGCCACUGCGGACGUUGUCGCGGAAGUCGGCGAGGGCGCCAAGCGGACCGUCCAGGUCGCUGGCACAGCCGUCUGGCGUAUAGUGUAUGGGCUCAGAGACAUUCACUGGUUUAUAGUGUGUGGGCUGGUAUUGACUUGUGUGCUCGAUUUCCGAUCCACGAGACGGAGUAAAGCCUUUACCCUUGUUUUGACUGGGUACUCAUUCUCGACGAUUCUGAAAGUCGCGGCCUUCAUGGGCACCCAGUACGCAUCCCUUGACGUGUGUAUAUCAUUCUGCUUUGCCAUGGCUCUGUGGAGAAAGGUAGCGCAGAAUUUCCACCUUCUGCAGCUGCCCAUCUGA